Topomyia yanbarensis is the source of this 994-nucleotide messenger RNA. RefSeq names its product 5-formyltetrahydrofolate cyclo-ligase (gene Mthfs). Gene Ontology annotation, biological process: folic acid-containing compound biosynthetic process; tetrahydrofolate interconversion. NCBI's taxonomy places the organism in Eukaryota, Metazoa, Arthropoda, Insecta, Diptera, Culicidae. Gene Ontology annotation, cellular component: mitochondrion. The record is from RefSeq and is a predicted model, not a curated record. Gene Ontology annotation, molecular function: 5-formyltetrahydrofolate cyclo-ligase activity. The transcript has 5 exons. Bases 300 to 950 code for a protein of 216 amino acids.
ACGUGGUUCGAUGCGGCGAAGUGUGAAACUUGUUUUUGUUUACGUUUCCAAUUUGAUUACGAACGGUCGCACGAAAUGAAAUGUCAAAAACACGUUUUUUCGCGUGCCGAUUAAGCUGUAAAAGGGGGCCGAUUGAACUACUACUACUGCUGUGGCUGCUGCUGUUCCCGUGUGCAAGACGGAUAGUGUACCGAAUUACCGAUGGAUGAUUUGUUUUGGUUUGCAGCUGAGCGAUAAGAAGUGAGGCCAGACUUGUGAGGAAUAUUUUCUAACCCGGACGAUGAAAACGAUGUGUGGCUAUGAUUGGAAACAUUAUCAUGAGCAACUUCAGAAACCCAGCCAAAGCGGCACAGCGACAGAAACUGAUGGACGUCCUCGCUUCAAUGAAUACUGCAUCCAGGACAGCUCAAUCCGAGUUCAUUACCCAGAAGAUUCUACAGCUUCCAUUCUUCGAACGCUGCCGAAGGAUCAGCAUUUAUUUGAGCACCGAAGGGGAGGUUUCCACCGUUCCGUUGCUGAAAGAGCUGUUUCGGCAAAACAAGGAGGUUUUCGUUCCGACGUACAACCGGACAGCAAUGCGGAUGGUAAAGCUCAAUGACAUGGCCGACUACGACAGUCUGCCGAAAACCAGCUGGAAUAUUAAACAACCGGACUUUGCGGAUGCCACCCGGGAGGACUGUCUGGCAGCAACAGUUGGACUCGAUCUGAUCAUUCUGCCCGGUGUCGCUUUCACGCGUAGCGGCGCUCGUCUCGGUCACGGCGGAGGAUACUACGAUCGUUAUCUGCGUGAGUACUUUGGUAAAUUCCCAGCAGAAGGAGCGAACAAAAAAACUUACCUCGUUGGAGUGGCAUUCCGGGAGCAAAUAAUCCCCGAAGGCACUCUGCCAACCGAUGAACAUGACUUCCCGCUGGAUAUGGUCAUCUUCCCGGACGGACCAGAAAACCUCUAAUACUGGACAUGGAUUUCUUUUCACAAUAAAAUAAUUCGUCAGAA